AACUCAUUUCUUUUAAGAGUUCAUAUAAAAUUUUCAUUAUUUUGGUGUGAAAAAAAUUAAAGAAAAAAAUUUCUUUAAUACAAAAAAAUUCAAGUGAAAAAAAGGAGAAAAAAAAUAUUUUUUUCAAGGCGAAUCUAAAUUGUCAAGGCGAAUUGAAAAGCUGAAGAAAAGAAAGAAAUUGUAAGCGAAUUUCGCAUAUUAAAAACAGAUGAGAAAAUAAUAACAAUAACAACGAAAAUCAUGAAUAAAACGUAACAAAGAAAAAUAUAAAUAAAACCAGAGAAGAAAAAGGAAUUCAAGAAAAAACACUUGGUGCGUGCAAUCAUUGUGUGUGUGUGAAGUAUACAUGAAGUUGAAGAAAAGCAGCUGUUCUUUUGAAAAUAAAAAGAAAAACAUACAAUUACUGCUGCUGCUUCUGCUAGCAGAGUAAUUUUGUAAAAGAAGCUGGUGUUAGAAACGGCCAUGUUGUAAACUCCCUGCUAAAAUUUCUAAUAAUACUUACUACUUCAACCGACAGUGUGCAAGAAUUGUAAGUGCGUAAAGAAAAGAAUCAGAAAAUAAAGUAAAUCGUAUUACAAAAACAAAAGUGAACACUUUGUAUAAUUUUCAACAUUUUCGACUUCUACCGUCUGUAAAAACAAAAAGUCAUUUCACUAUAAAAAAAACUACAAAUGAUCAAGUUUAACUCAACACCGAUCGUCUGAUUUUAAGUAAAAAUCAAUUAUUCUUGUAAAUUUAAAAAAAAUCUUUUUUUUAAACAUAGUCAUCCAGUAUUCCCUCUAUCAAGGCAAAAAAGCAAAAAAAACAUGUUAAAAUUUGUAAAUUUUCGUUUUAUUUGCUUCGUUUCGUGUUUCUGUCAUUGUUUGUAAACUCAAUUUUUUCUUCUCUGACUUUGCAUACGCAUUGUUUAUUUAUAAAAAAGAGCAAAAAAACAAAUUUAUUAGGUUUGUUGGCUGUCAGCGUUCAUUCGCCUUUAUGUUGUUGACUUGUUAUUUGUAUACAAAGAAAGAAAGAAACUUGUAUUAAAUUUAUGACUGUGCAAACUUCAAAUAUACAACAAAAACAACCAUAAAAAGUGACAAAAUAAAACAGAGAGUGAAUUAAAUAUUGUGUUUCUUUUUGGGAAAUGUAUUUUCGUUUUUUUUUAAUUUUUUGCUUGAAAUUUUGUCUUUUGUUUUAAAAACUUCGCUGCUAUAGUCUGCGUCGCUGUAAUCGUUACAUUAUUUUUGUUUCUCAACGUUUGCUUCUUUUAUCAAAAAACAAUACAAAAACAGCUGUGGGGGGUAAUACAUAACAACAACAGCAGCAGCAGCAAACUAAUAAGGAAAGAAGAAGGAAAAGAAAACUAGAAAAAACAAGAACACAAAGUAAAAUAAGAAAAAAAAGAAGACAUUCGAUUCCCCCAUUAAAAAAAAAAAUAAGAAACAGGCACUCACUCCGCUCAUUACUUUACAUUUAUCCGGUUUAAAACAACCUUAAAUACAACAACACAAAAAGGACGGUAAUAUUACAAAAACAACAAGAACAUAAAAAGAACAAAAAUAAAAUCUUGUAAAGUAAAAAAUAUAAAACAAAAAUCAUACAAAAGUAACAAGUCGCGUUGUACGGGAGUGUUAAAAAUUUGCAACAAAUUUUAAAGAAUAUUAAACAAAGAAAACAAAAAUCCCUUCAAUGUCCAAAAAUAAACAAAAGAAAUAAAUAAAUUGUAUAUAAUAAGAAAAUACCAGACAUAUUAAAAACCCUUACGGUUCUCUGCAACUAACAACAUAAAAUGGUUAAUAAUCGUAAUAACAACAAUAAUAAUCAACAACAACAGGCUGCAGCCGGAGCUGCCGGUGGUGCUGGCGCUGGUGAUCAUGUACAAAAUCGCCGUAAUGCCGCAAAUCCACCUGAUGGUGGUGCAGCCGUUGAUUGGGUUCAAGAGGAUUUAGAACGUUUUAGUUUCGAUGACUCUGAUCGUUUUGAAGAGGAUUCCUUAUGCAGUUGGAGUUCAGAACCUGAAUCUUUGUAUAAUAACUGGCGUGGUUGGAAGAAACCAUCAAAUUUUGGUCUUGGGAAUAAUGUGGCUUCGUCAGCUGGUGCAUCGAGUGGUGAUAAUCCCACCGAUGCAAGAGGGAAUAAUGGUUCGGUCUCAACACUCACAGAAUUGGCAGCAAAAUGUGUGGCCUCCUUUAUACCCUUCGAAUUAGUGGAACAUGUUUAUCCACCUGUACCGGAACAAUUGCAAUUACGUAUUGCAUUUUGGAGUUUUCCGGAUAAUGAAGAAGACAUACGUUUAUAUUCAUGUCUUGCAAAUAGUUCAUCAGAUGAAUUUAAUCGUGGUGAUCAAUUAUUCAAAACAGGAGCCGUUAAGGAACCCCUACAAAUAGGUUUUCAUUUAUCCGCUACGGUAGUGUGUCAAACACCAAGUCAGAAUUUUAAUGUGGCCGUUACAUUUGAUCGUCGACGCAUAUCGUCAUGUAAUUGUACAUGCAAUUCAUCGGCAUACUGGUGUUCACACGUUGUGGCCGUUUGUUUACAUCGAAUACAUUGUCCCUUAGAGGUAUGUUUAAGGGCUCCUGUUUCCGAAUCAUUGACUCGUUUACAACGUGAUCAAUUGCAAAAGUUUGCUCAAUAUUUAAUAAGCGAACUGCCGCAACAAAUUCUGCCCACAGCUCAGCGUUUGUUGGAUGAGCUGUUGAGUGAGCAGCCAACUGCUAUAAAUACAGUUUGCGGCGCUCCCGAUCCCACAGCAGGUGCAUCCAUAAAUGAUCAAACUAAUUGGUAUUUGGAUGAGAAAACAUUGCAUGAGAAUAUUAAGCGAAUAUUAAUAAAAUUUGUUAUGCCGGCACCCAUGGUUUACAGUGAUGUAAAUUACUUAACAAAUUCCGCCCCACCGGCUGCCACAGAAUGGAGUUCUCUGUUAAGACCGUUGCGUGGUCGAGAACCCGAGGGUAUGUGGAAUUUACUGUCCAUAGUACGGGAAAUGUAUCGUCGUUGUGAUCGUAAUGCUGUUAGGCUUUUGGAGAUCAUAACCGAACAAUGCAUGGCUUGUGAUCAGCUUUUGUUGUGGUGGUAUCAGACCAAACUCUCUCUAAUGAUGGGUUCCCAUGGUCAUAGUGGUGGUAAACAUUCUAGUACACACACCAAUUCAAAGGCAAUCGAACAUGCCUGUUCCUCGCUUUUCGACGAAAUUGUGGUACUUUGGCGUUUGGCUGCUUUAAAUCCUGGUUUGGCUCCGGACGAACGUGACAUGUUGCAUGCCCAGUUUACCGCCUGGCAUUUGAAAAUUUUGGAUCGUGUGGUUAAAUGUCGCAUAAUGCCCUCCUCUUAUAAUAAUAAACAUCAGCAGAAUAUGCGUUCGGAUGCUGAGAUGUUUGUAGGUUUUAAGCCAGCCAUUGAAGCCUGUUAUUUAGAUUGGGAAGAAUAUCCCAUAGCGGGCAUCACCCAUACCCAUGAAACGAAUCCCAUUUACUAUUCGCCUUUCACUUGCUUUAAACAUGCGGAAAACAAGUGUGAAACCACUAAUGGCGGUCAGUUAAAUGCUACACAGGCCUUAAUGGCCAAUAAUAAACAUUAUAAUUUCAUCAGCACAUCGUCAGAUCAACAUGGUGGCUUUAAACAGCGUUUGGAAAGACCCUUUCGUGAACGUUUCUAUAUAUCAUCUAGUAAUAAUUCCAGUAAUUCUUCUAGUGACAGUGUGCAUGCUCGUUUACAUCAGGGUCUGGAAGUGCAGUCGGCUGCGGCUUCGGGAAAUGUAGGUGUUGCAGGUUUACAAAAUGUUGCUGGUAGUUUAGAACAUAAAUCGAAUACUGCUGCCGGCAAUGUUAGUAGUUCAAUGGCUCUCGAAAAUCGCCCCUCAACUUCAGCUCAGGCACAAGCUGCCUCCUCCUCGUCUGUGGUAACGGUACAAGAUUUACCACGAGUACCUUUAGCAGGUCUGGUUAGUGUAGCAGCUGCUGGAGGAAGUGGUAAUGAUGGAAAUCGCUCUAGUGCCAGCAGUGAAGGAUUUUGUGAAAACGACGAUUUUGGUGGCGAUAGUAGUAGCAAUAAUUUAUGCGCCUCUGACACAGAUGGUCGCAGUAUAAAUCCUGCCAAGUUUGUUAAUAAUAAACCCACAAUAUCCACUUUAUCGCAAUCGGAUUCUCAACAGUCGUUCGAUGUCUCUUCACCGGAUGGUUUGGAAGAUACAACUGGUAAAAUAGGCUUCUCUUUACCCACUACUCCAACAAACAAGGCAACGAUAGUGGCUACUCUAUCUUCACAAUCAUCUUCAGAUUCAACCUCUUCUUCAUCCUCGGCUUCAUCGAAUUCUUCAUCCUCUUCUUUGUUAAUAGCAGCGGGUUCGGAGACACCGGCCUUAGAAAUGGUUAAAUCUAACGAUGCCAGACGUUUAUCAAAAGAUGAAUCGUUUUCCUCUUCAAGUGAUGAGUUUGUAUCGCAAGAUAUCAAUAACCGUCGUUCUAAUGAGGAUUUAACACCUGUGCCAAGUACAUCAGCAGCAGCUAGAGCAGCUCUAAUGAAGGCCAGUAGUAAUAGCAACAAAACAACGGUCACAAAUGAAACUCUUGCUGCUAGUAGCAGUAAUAUAGGUAGCGCCAAUGGUGCCAAUAUUGGUAGUAAACCUGCUCCGCAGACAGCAGCCACACAAUCUGCGGUUUACACUGGUCCCUCGACUUCAGCCCAAGCCAAUGCAGCAUCGACCUCAACGAAUGCGGAAAAACCACAUAUUUUCUCUAAUGUUCGACCCUCAGACGAUGCUUGGGAUAUUUUACUGGCCCGAGCAGAGGGUCUACAUGCUCAUGGUCAUGGUAGAGAAGCCUGUACCUUGGCAGUGCGCUUGGCCGAAGAAAUGUUAGAAAAUCCACCCAAUUUAAUGAUGGAAAUGCCACCUGCUCCCAAGAGAAAAGGCAAGAAUAAGAAUAUCAAUCCUAUAUCGCAUCAUUUGACGGUCUUGGCUUCAGCUACUCUAACAAAAUGUGCUUUUCUUUGUACGGUUUUGUCGGAAAAUUCAGAACACUAUCAUAUAGGUUUUCGCAUUUGUAUAUUUGCAUUGGAAAUGCCCCGACCUCCGGCUUCAACGAAACCGUUAGAAGUUAAAUUAGCCAACCAGGAAGCGGAUAUUUUGGCGCUCCUCAAGAAAAUACCCAUAGAUGAACCGGAACUAGAGGUUAUUAGAGACAGAGCGGAAAGGUUGCGCAAUGGCACAUUCAAAUCGCGGGGAGAAGCUUUGUUACCCAUCAAUUUGGCUUCGUACAUAUUUGAUGCUUUGGUUAUGCCUUCGGUAUCAAUGAAAGAUCAACGAAUUCGUUCAAUGAGUAUUUAUAGACCAGUAACCGAUGAGAAUCUAGGUUUUGAAGCAGCCGUAGCAGCAUUGGGUUUAAAGGCGAAUGUUUCCGAGGCCGAGCAUCCCUUACUGUGCGAGGGUACACGUCGACAACGCGGAGAAUUGGCUUUGACUUUGUUAUACUUUUACAAAGAUGAGCCUCACAAGAUUGCCAAGAUUAUGGAGAAAUUAUUGGAUCGAGAAAUACAUACUCUGCUGAAGACUCCACUACUGCCGGCGUAUUAUUCAAACAAUCCUCCGGUAAGAACACCAGCCAAUUCCACUAAUAGACAGGGAGAGGAUUACAACAGUAGACAUGGUAAUGCACUGCAUGGUACUGCUCACAAUGCAGCUGGUAAUAUGGAAAUGUUUCCACCCGAUUAUGCCUCUGUAGGAGGCAAUAGUAGACCUACCAGUUCUACCAGUGCCGAAUUGGAGGUUAAUAUGGCAGGCAUGAACAUUUCCUCGCCGGCCAACCCCGCACAUUUGGCACAAUCGCAAAAUAAUCAAGGUUUAUCUACGAAUGUGGCCAUGGGAUCACAACAGACCACCACUACUCGGGUUAAGGAUUUAAGAUAUAAAGGAAAACGAGCCUAUCCUUCCAUACCUAAUCAACCUUCGGAAGCCAGUGCCCACUUUAUGUUUGAAUUAGCCAAAACGGUGUUAGUUAAGGCGGGAGGAAAUAGUUCCACUUCUUUAUUUACUCAAGCUACUGCCAAUCACAACCACCAUGGGCCACAUCGUGGCUUACACAUGUGCGCUUUUCAAUUGGGCCUUUACGCACUCGGUCUACAUAAUUGCGUCAGUCCCAAUUGGUUGUCACGUACUUAUUCUUCUCAUGUUUCCUGGAUUAUUGGUCAAGCCAUGGAAAUCGGUGCACCGGCCAUCAGUUUCUUAAUAGAUACCUGGGAAGGACAUUUAACACCACCCGAAGCUGCCAAUAUGGCCGAUAGAGCAUCACGUGGCUGGGACAGUAACUAUCCAGCUGCUGAGCUGGCUCUAUCGGUGCUACCACAUGCUGCCGCUUUAAAUCCCAAUGAGAUACAAAGAGCUAUUUUGCAGUGUAAAGAACAAAGUGACUAUAUGCUGGAAAGAGCCUGCAUUACAGUGGAGAAUGCCGCCAAGGGUGGUGGAGUCUAUCCGGAAGUACUGUUUCAGGUGGCUCGCUACUGGUACGAAUUGUACUCGCGCAACACACCCAAUAGUAGUGAACACGAACAUGAUGAUCAUUUGGAUCACUCGGCAGCGGUUAGUUUAUCGGCUCUAAUAGAAUCACACCAACAUCAUGAAAUGCAAAUGCAACAGGCGGCUGCACAGCAACAGGCCGCUGCAAAUCAACAAGCAAUGGUGGGACCACCAUUACAAGGACCCCCUGGAGGCCCCGGAGGACCACAACAGCCGGGCCAGGUAGUAGUGACAACAGCGCCGCCGGCAUUUCAACAGCAAGUACCCACAUUGGCUCCAGUUGGUUUAUCGCCUUACAAUCCUUAUGGUUUUUGUCAAGGUAUUUAUCACCACAAUCUACAGUAUCCGACCAAUCAAAUACCCAUGUAUUUGCCACAAGGACCACCGCCCGGGCCACCUCCACCACAAGCAUAUCCUGGAUAUCCACCACCACCCCAACAAGCACCGGGAGGACCCAACAACCAAGCGCCCAAUGGUGCCAACGCCCCUCCACAGGCUUACGUACAUCCGGCUCAACAAGGCGGAUCAUUUCCCCAAAUGCCACCUCAGGCUGCCUACCAGGCGGCCGCUAUGCAAUGUGGACCACCACCAACAGCAUUUGUGCCGCCACCACCCCAGGGUCCUCCCGUCCCACCAACUGGACCACCACAAAUGCCCCAGCCUCCCAGCAUGCAAGCAGCCGCCGCGGCAGUUUAUUAUGGACAACAAGGACCACCACCGUCGGCACAACAUCCGGCUGCCCAGCAAGCUGCCAUGGCUGCUAUGGCUCAUCAACAAAUGCGUGCCAAUCAGCAGCAACAACAGCAAGUCUAUCCAUUUGUGCAAGUUCAACAGCAACAACCCCAACAGCAAGCUCAACAUCAGCCACCACCACACAAUAUGGGUCAUGCUGGUCAACAUCAUCAACAGUUACAGCCGCCAACACAGCAGCAGCAACAACAAGCGAAUCGUCAAAGACAUCCUCAUCAAUUUACACCCGCUCAAUUACGUUAUUUGUUGGCCGCCUACAAUGUUGGCAUGUUAGCCAUGGAAACUUUGGCACGUCGUGUUCACGAUGAUCGUCCGCAGGCAAAAUAUGCCCGAAAUCCCCCUUACGGCGAAGAUGUUAAAUGGCUUCUAAGAAUUUCGAAGAAAUUGGGUUCACAAUAUCUUCACCAAUUCUGUGUUUGUGCUGUAAACUCAAUAGUUAGUCCUUUCGUGUUGCACGAUGUGGCGAUUGAAUCAGCUCACUAUUUGGGCAGGAAUAAUCAUCAGUUGGUCAUGCAACAUUUAAGAUCGGCUCUAACGCCGCUAGUUCAAAAAUGUCAACAAAUGUAUAUUCAAUGUAUUCAUCAGAAAUUAUAUCAUUUAACACCAGCUGAUUACGAGGACUUUGCUAGUAUUAUUGUAGCGGCUCGUGCGGCAUUUCAAAUAACACCCGAGGGAAGUGCUCAGUUUAAAGAUUGGUUGCAGUCCAUUAAAAGAUCAAAAUCUUGCAAAAAAGAGUUAUGGACACAAAUAAAUGCCGCCCUACAAAGCAAUGCUAAAUGACAAAGACUUGAUUCACAUAGUAUGACCACAGUAGCAGCAUCAGUAGUCGGCACAGCUGCUGCAGCAACCACAACAACAUCCGCAACAGCAGUAGUAGCAAGUUCUUCUUCAACAUCAUCAUCAGCAACAGCAGUAGGAUCUG
Messenger RNA from Lucilia cuprina (Australian sheep blowfly), 8162 nucleotides. RefSeq names its product zinc finger SWIM domain-containing protein 8 homolog (gene Dora). Lineage: Eukaryota; Metazoa; Arthropoda; Insecta; Diptera; Calliphoridae. The transcript has 7 exons. The record is from RefSeq and is a predicted model, not a curated record. Gene Ontology annotation, molecular function: zinc ion binding. Gene Ontology annotation, cellular component: Cul2-RING ubiquitin ligase complex. The coding region runs from base 1772 to 8020 and encodes 2082 amino acids.